AUGAAUUUGUCUCUCUACAGCAUCCAGUCGUUCAUCAUCCUGGAUAGCGAGGGUUCUCGUGUCCUGGCCAAAUAUUACAAUCCCAAAAGCUAUCCGCAGGGCGAGUCUAAAGAGUUUACCACUUUGAAGGAGCAGAAGGCAUUCGAGAAGGGCGAUAUCAUCUUGUACGAUGGGCACCUUGCAGUAUACAAGCAUUCUUUGGACCUCAUCAUGUACUUGAUUGCUGGUCCCACCGAAAACGAGCUCAUGCUUUCGACGGCGCUGAACAACUUCUUCGAGGCCCUUUCCCUUUUGUUACGCAAUCAGGUCGAAAAGAGGAACGUAUUGGAGAAUCUGGAUCUGGUGUUGUUGUGUCUGGACGAAACUAUCGACGAUGGUAUCAUCGUCGACACCGACUCGACCGCCAUCGCUUCGCGCAUCGUGCAAUAUACCCAGAAGAGGGUCAGCGGGAUAAACGACUUGGAGAGGAGGCUGAACACGCUGGGAUAUCGUAUCGGAACGCGGGUGCUCGAGUUGAUGGUAUGGCGAGCUGAAGCUGCCUCCAAAGCCCCUAAGCGCGAGAUACGCUUCCUGCCGGCUCUAAUGUCCAUCCAUACACAAGUAUGGCGUGCGGUGUUUGGAAAACCGGCUGACGCGAUUGAGAAGAGUGUCGAGAAUGCGGACGAGUACAUGAUCGUCGACAACGACCCACUCGUCGAGCGAUAUAUAUCCGUUCCGAAAGACAUGAGUCAACUCAGCUGCUCCUCGUUUACUGCUGGUAUCGUUGAGGCCGUGUUGGAUGGUCUGGGAUUUCCCGCUCGCGUUACUGCUCACAAUACCCCCACGGCCCAGCAUCCCUCACGCACAACCAUUCUCAUCAAGCUCGAAAAGUCGGUGUUAGAGCGGGAGGAGGUUCUCAAGUGA
Molecule: messenger RNA, 903 nt
Organism: Mycena citricolor
Lineage: Eukaryota; Fungi; Basidiomycota; Agaricomycetes; Agaricales; Mycenaceae
Source: the annotation of a GenBank genome assembly